AGAGCCGCCGGGACGCGUCCCAUGGGGGAGGCUCCCGUGGCAGAGCUGGAGGCGGUGCUGGGUGGUGGCAGCUGGGACGUGGGGACGAGCUUCGAGGGUGCCCCCCAGCCCUCCGUGCCAGUCCGCCUGGGGAGGAACAUCUGCUACGUGGUCCUGGCUGUGCUCUUCAACGAGGAGGACCAUGUGCUGCUGGUGCAGGAGGCCAAGGCGGAGUGCCGUGGGCAGUGGUACCUGCCGGCGGGCAGGAUGGAGCCCGGGGAGGGCAUCGUGGCUGCCAUGAGGAGGGAGGUGAAGGAAGAGACAGGGCUGGAGUGUGAAGCCCUCACCCUGCUGGCGCUGGAGGAGAGGGCACCAGCCUGGAUCCGCUUCGCCUUCCUGGCCCGCCCCACCGGGGGGACCCUGAAGACCCUCGAUGCUGCUGAUGCCGAUUCCCUCCAGGCGACCUGGUGGGCAGGGGACCCCCGUGCCCUGCCGCUGCGUGCCCCUGACAUCCUGCCCCUGCUGGAGCUCGCUGCCCGCUACCGCCGCAGCCCCCCGCACCCCCCGGCGCUGCCCCAGGACCUGCCCUGUGCCCACCUCUGCUUGCGGCUCCUCAUCGCCUUCACCAACCCCGCUGGGGACCUGUGGGUGCUGCUGGGCACGGCUGGCACCCCCCACUUACCCUUGGUGGUUUGUGGCACGUCCCCAGGCGAGCCCCGGGGCGGAGGUCUGCGCCUGCCUGUGCUGCGCCUGCUGCGGGACUGCCUGGCACAGGACCCCCGCCCGGGCCCCCUGGGGCUGCUGGGGCUGCAGCACCAUGCCGGGGGGGGGGAUGGGGUCUGCUUUAACCUGGUGCUGAGCAUCCCCGCGGGCAGCGCUGGCGGUGCCCCCCCGGAGCUGCGCUGCCCCUCUCUGCGCUGGUGCCAGGUGGCGGAGGAGGGGCUGAAGGGACACAUCCUGCGGCGGCUCCGCACGGCGGUGCCCAUCCGCAGCUGAGGGCACAGCGAACACCAGCGGCACGCUUCUGGGCACGGGGCAGGGGCCAGCUGGGAUGUGGACUGCGGGUGGAGGUGUCUGGGGGGGGGGUGUCUGUCGUGUCCCUCCCCCACAAGAGCUGCGGUGCCCAUCCGGGGUGUUUUGGGGCAGGGCAGGGUGCUGGGGGGUGCUGGGCGGUGCCAGAGCAGAAAUAAACCCAGCUGCUGCUUCUUGCGUC
Molecule: messenger RNA, 1192 nt
Organism: Pogoniulus pusillus (Red-fronted tinkerbird)
Lineage: Eukaryota; Metazoa; Chordata; Aves; Piciformes; Lybiidae
Gene: NUDT18
Product: nudix hydrolase 18
Exons: 4
Coding region: 22-975 (317 amino acids)
Molecular function (GO): magnesium ion binding; 8-oxo-GDP phosphatase activity; 8-oxo-dGDP phosphatase activity
Source: RefSeq, a predicted model, not a curated record